Rhinopithecus roxellana (golden snub-nosed monkey) is the source of this 954-nucleotide messenger RNA. RefSeq names its product olfactory receptor 2T27. Bases 1 to 954 code for a protein of 317 amino acids. Gene Ontology annotation, cellular component: membrane. Gene Ontology annotation, molecular function: olfactory receptor activity; G protein-coupled receptor activity. The transcript has a single exon. Gene Ontology annotation, biological process: G protein-coupled receptor signaling pathway. The record is from RefSeq and is a predicted model, not a curated record. NCBI's taxonomy places the organism in Eukaryota, Metazoa, Chordata, Mammalia, Primates, Cercopithecidae.
AUGGAGCAGGGCAAUUAUUCCGUGUAUGCCGACUUUAUCCUCUUGGGUUUGUUCAGCAACGCCCGUUUCCCCUGGCUUCUCUUUGCCCUCAUUCUCCUGGUCUUUGUGAUCUCUGUAGCCAGCAACAUGGCCAUGAUCAUUCUCAUCCACAUAGACUCCCGCCUCCACACCCCCAUGUACUUCCUGCUCAGCCAGCUCUCCCUCAUGGACAUCCUGUACAUUUCCACCAUUGUGCCCAAAAUGCUGGUGGACCAGGUGAUGAGCCAGAGAGCCAUUUCCUUUGCAGGAUGCACUGCCCAACACUUCCUCUACUUGACCUUAGCAGGGGCUGAGUUCUUCCUCCUAGGACUCAUGUCUUAUGAUCGCUACAUAGCCAUCUGCAACCCUCUCCGCUACCCUGUCCUCAUGAGCCGCAGGAUCUGCUGGUUGAUUGUGGCGGCAGCCUGGCUGGUAGGCUCUAUGGACGGUUUCCUGCUCACCCCCGUCACCAUGCAGUUCCCCUUCUGUGCCUCUCGGGAGAUCAACCACUUCUUCUGCGAGGUCCCUGCCCUUCUGAAGCUCUCCUGCAUGGACACGUCAGCCUACGAGACAGCCAUGUAUGUCUGCUGUAUUAUGAUGCUCCUCAUCCCUUUCUCUGUCAUCUCAGCCUCGUACACAAGAAUUCUCAUUACUGUUUAUAGGAUGAGUGAGGCAGAGGGGAGGGGAAAGGCUGUGGCCACCUGCUCCUCACACAUGGUGGUUGUCGGCCUCUUCUAUGGGGCUGCCAUGUACACAUACGUGCUGCCUCACUCUUAUCACACCCCUGAGCAGGACAAAGCUGUAUCUGCCUUCUACACCAUCCUCACUCCCAUGCUCAACCCACUCAUUUAUAGCCUUAGGAACAAGGAUGUCACAGGGGCCCUACAGAAGGUGGUGGGGAGGUGUAUGUCCUCAGGAAAGGUAACCACUUUCUAA